UACUUUAAUUCAUAAUGCAUACCUUUUUAUAAAGUUAUCUCCAAGUAGCAUAGAUCUAUAUCUGUUGAAAUUAACAUUAACAUCCACCUAUAAUGUACAAUAAUGGAGGCUUUGGGUGCAGAUAAACCUGCACUUGGCAUGAGCAUAAAGUAAAGCAGACGCCUUUAACCAGAGCUACUGGCUCGCUGCCCUGACUGUAUUUGUUUUCAUCCUGGUAGAUGUGACCAAUCCCGGCUGAGACUGGGAGGAGACUAGCCCGCCUUCAACUUAGACCCGCCUCUCUGUUCAGGGAACACCGCUUCAUACAUACACUGUUGUUAGCGACGUAGCCUCCACGGACAAUCUCAUCUAUUUGACAUCUCACUUUGUCAGAAGUUCACUUUGUGUCCCGGCCGGGUGAACGUGCUCGUAGCGGUGUUACAGGUGUGGUUUACUGGUGCUGUGGUGCGAGUCUGAUCGCUGCUGGUGGCUGAGUCCUGCGAGCCCCUUUGAGUAUGCGUAUACAAUGAAGAGGCGUGUGGAGGACCAGGAACCAAUAUUUGCGCCCCAGCAACAGCAAACACGUCGUCCCCCAGUUCAAGGCAUUGCAGACAGCUUCCAGCACCGGGCCCUCGCCCCGGCCCCUACUGUGAUAGAGGCAGCUGCAGACAACAUGCAGCCAUCCACCGGCAUUCAGUAUUCUCUGCCCCAAGGCUACCAGGUGCCUACGAUGCCUCAGAGCACAAGUGGACAUGGACACGGACAUGGACAUAACAAUACUGCACCUCAUGUUGGUCCCCACGCACACGGCCUGGCAGUUCAGUCCCAGGGCCCUGCAUUGGUCCAAGGUCACGUUCAUCCCCCUUCACCCAUGACUUCAGCCCAAGGACAGCAGUUCCAGCGACUGAAGGUUGAAGAUGCCUUGUCCUAUCUGGAUCAAGUGAAGCUGCAGUUUGGGAAUCAGCCACAAGUUUAUAAUGAUUUCCUUGACAUUAUGAAAGAGUUCAAGUCACAGAGCAUUGACACUCCUGGAGUCAUCAACCGUGUGUCCCAGCUCUUCAAGGGCCAUCCAGACCUCAUUAUGGGUUUUAACACUUUCUUGCCACCCGGAUAUAAGAUUGAGGUUCAAACCAACGAUCUAGUCAAUGUGACCACGCCGGGUCAGAUCCACUACAUCACCCCUCAUGGUAUCUCUGUUCAGAAUAUACCUAUGGUUGGAGCGUCCAGCCAACCUGCGAGCCACAACCAGCACCAGAGUCUGCCACAGGCUGGCCCGCACACUACCACCAACACCACCACCACCACCACCACCGUCCCACCCACCCCCACCCAACCGACUCCAAAUAAAACCAGCAAGCCAAUUCAGUCUCCAGCCCACACACCCACCAGCCAGCCCAACCCAUCCAUCCCAUCUUACGCCUCACCACGCUCACCUUCGGUUCAGUCCCACACUCCCGUGAGCAGCACGCCGUCCGGUGGGCCGCCUCUCCAGAACAACCAGCCUGUGGAGUUCAACCACGCUAUAAAUUAUGUCAACAAGAUCAAGAACCGCUUCCAGGGUCAGCCAGACAUCUACAAAGCCUUCCUGGAAAUCCUUCACACAUACCAGAAGGAACAACGAAAUGCUAAAGAAGCAGGAGGCAACUACACCCCAGCACUGACUGAGCAGGAGGUCUACACUCAGGUGGCAAGACUCUUCAAGAACCAGGAGGACCUUCUCUCAGAGUUUGGACAGUUCCUGCCAGAUGCAAACAGCUCGAUGCUGCUGGGCAAGGUCACCCCAGACAGGGCCGACUCGGUGCGUAACGAUCAUGGCGGUACAGUAAAGAGACCUUUAAUGAACAGCAAACAGAGACUGAGCCAGAACGGCCUACCAAUCAGGAGACCUGCUGGAGUUGGACCCACACCGCCUGUCAAGAAAAAGCCCAAGAUAUUGGGGAAGGACCAUGGCCUGACUGAUGUCAGCAAACACAGCACCAGCACUGAAACUAUGUUCUUCGAGAAGGUGAAGAAGGCACUGCGGAGCUCUGAGGCGUACGACAACUUCCUGCGGUGUCUUCACAUUUUCAACCAGGAAGUGAUCUCUCGUGCCGAGCUGGUCCAGUUAGUCAUCCCAUUUCUUGGAAAAUUCCCGGAGCUUUUUACAUGGUUUAAGAACUUCCUGGGCUACCGAGAGUCCAUUCACGGGGAGUCAAGCCACACAGAGAGUUUACCCAAGGAGCGUGCAACAGAGGGCAUCGCCAUGGAGAUUGACUACGCUUCCUGCAAGAGGCUGGGGUCCAGCUAUAGAGCACUGCCCAAGAGCUACACGCAGCCCAAAUGCACGGGAAGGACGCCGCUGUGCAGAGAGGUUCUGAAUGACACGUGGGUGUCGUUUCCAUCGUGGUCUGAGGAUUCUACGUUUGUGAGCUCCAAGAAGACUCAAUAUGAGGAGCACAUUUACAGAUGUGAGGAUGAGCGCUUUGAGCUGGAUGUCGUGUUGGAAGCCAACCUUGCCACGAUACGAGCCCUGGAGACGGUGCAGCGGAGGAUGUCUCGCAUGUCGGCUGAGGAGCAGCUGCGCUUCAAGCUGGACAACACGAUGGGCGGCUCCUCAGAGGUCAUUCACCGCAAAGCUAUCCAGAGGAUAUACGGAGACAAGGCCAACGACAUCAUUGACGGACUCAAGAAGAACCCAGCUGUGUCUGUCCCCAUAGUGCUGAAAAGAUUAAAAAUGAAGGAGGAGGAGUGGAGAGAAGCCCAGAGAGGCUUCAACAAAAUCUGGCGGGAGCAGAAUGAAAAGUAUUACCUGAAGUCACUCGACCACCAAGGCAUCAACUUCAAGCAGAAUGACACCAAAGUGUUGCGUUCAAAGACCUUACUCAAUGAGAUUGAGAUGCUGUAUGAUGACCGCCAGGAGCGAGCAUCCGAGGAAACUGCCACACCGCCACCGAGCGGCCCACACAUGACCCAGACCUAUGACGACAGCCAAAUCCUGGAGGACGCCGCCGCCCUCAUCAUCCACCACGUCAAGAGACAGGUGGGCAUCCAGAAAGAAGACAAGUACAAGAUCAAACAGAUCAUCCACCACUUCAUCCCCGACCUGCUGUUUGCGCGGCGAGGCGAGCUCUCUGAUGUUGAGGAGGAGGAAGAAGAGGAGGAGGAAGAAGACAUGGAGAUGGAUCCAGAUGGCCCCAAGAAGCAUAACGGCCUGCCGGGCAGCAGCCCGUCAAAAUCCAAGCUGCUCUUCAGCAACACGGCGGCUCAGAAGCUGCGGGGCACAGAUGAUGCUUAUAAUAUGUUCUUUGUGAACAACUACUGGUACAUCUUCCUUCGUCUGCACCACAUCCUCUGCUCUCGUUUGCUGCGGAUCUACGGCCAAGCUGAGAAGCAGAUUGAGGAGGAUGCCCGUGAACGAGAGUGGGAAAGAGAAGUGUUGGGGCUCAAAAGGGAGAAAAAUGAAAAUCCAGCAAUCCAGCUGAAGAUGAAGGAGCCAAUGGAUGUUGACGUAGAGGACUAUUACUCGGUGUUUCUGGAAAUGGUGCGUAAUCUUUUGGAUGGAAACAUGGAGCCGACUCACUACGAGGACUCCGUGAGGGAAAUGUUUACUAUCCAUGCCUACAUUGCCUUCACCAUGGACAAACUCAUCCAGAGCAUCGUCCGGCAGCUCCAGCACCUCGUCACUGAUGAUGUAUGUGCGCGUGUAACGGACAUGUACCUGAGCGAAAGUGCCAAUAAAGCCACGGGGGGCACCCUGUCCACGCAGACAUCCAGGGCCACAGCAGAGGGGACCUACCAGCGCAAAGCAGAGCAGCUGAUGUCGGAUGAGAACUCCUUCAAGUUGAUGUUUGUAAAGAGCCGAGGAACCGUCAGUCUGGCCAUGGAGCUGCUGGACACAGACGAGGAGAACUCUGAUGAGCCGGCCGAGGCAGAGAGGUGGUCCGACUACGUGGGCAGAUACCUGAACUCAGAUUCUGCGUCCCCGGAACUGCGUGAGCACCUGUCCCAGAAGCCGGUGUUCCUCCCCAGGAAUUUGAGACGGAUCAGAAAGUGCCAGAGAGGAUGGGAGCGACUGCAGCAGGAGAGGAUGAACAAGGUCCCGUCGGACAAGUCGCAGGACGGCGACAGUGGGCUGAAGAUGGAGUGCAUGUUCAAGCUCAACUCCUACAAGAUGGUCUACGUCUGCAAGUCCGAGGACUACAUGUACAGGCACACGGCACUCACACGGGCUCAUCAGUCCCAAGAGCGGGUCAACACACGCCUGCACAGACGCUUUCACGCCUGGCUGGACACCUGGGCUAAAGAGCACGUGUCCAGCGACAUGGCCGUCGACAACCGCAAGUGGCUGAUGGGAGAAAGACGAGAAGGCCUGUUGCCCUGCACCACCACCCGCAACCCCGAGAUCCUCCAUUAUAUCAACGUUAACAAGUACCGGGUGAAGUACAGAACACUGUAGUCUCUCUCUGUCGACAGAUAAACAGUGGCGGUGACUUCUUCUUCUUCUUCUUCUUCUUCACACCACAAACUGCCAGUGAUGACUUCAUACACACAGUAGCUUCGCGCAGAUUUCUACCACCUGCUGUUACUGGAUUCAGAUGCCAAAAUGUGUCAGAACUGAUUCAGGAACUUUGUCCAAACUUUCAAGCUUAAGCUACAAAAUCCUGCAACGUAUGAGAAAUAUAAGAUUUGCAGGUGUUGCUCAGAAAUCUCAUUAUUAUAUUAAAUGUAGAUUUGUUUUUCAUGACAUGAAUAUACAGAGAAAAACACUCCUUACUGCAUCUUCUCUUUGGAGCAAUUCACAGUUUAAACAAAAGAAAGUGGUUUAAGCAUUUCAUAACUAAAACUAAACCAUUAAAUACAAGUUUUUUGAGAACCACAACAGGAAAUAAAAACAAACAACCUCAGUUUCUCUCUGCAGUAAGAACAAGUACCUGUUAAAAUGUGUGAGAUUAAUCUGGCUUCAAGCUGUGUACAGCCUGUGAAUGUUUUCCUUAUUGGUGAUAAAGUAAGGCACUAUAUAUAUAUAAAUAUAUAUAUAUAUAAAUAUAUAUUCAACAUCUCUGGCGACUGCUGGGUACGACUGCCAGCCGUGUGCAUCGAGUACAAUAAUUUAUGACCGCCCAAACACUUUGUAAAUAUGAUGUUUAUAUCUAGAUUUUUUUUUUUUUUUAUCAGAUGUCAUUGAUGUGUAGCGUACAUUAACACACACGUAGUAUCAGUCUUUAGCUAGAGGUUGCAGAGGAAAUGCAAAACUGUUUUUUACCAAAGGAUGUUAAUUAGAGACCUUUGUGGUCUGUUGAACGUGUUGUCCCCGAAGUCUUUGUUUAGUAGAAAAAUGACCCAUUUUAUACGUGUUUCUGCGCAUUUCUACCGCCAGUCUCUGGCAUCAGUAUCACUUGUGAUUUUAAGAUGACUGAAUGUAGCUGAGCAGCAAUUUCUCCUUUUUUUUUAAAUAGAGUGCUGGAGGGAUGAAGUAUUUUUGUAGGCCAACCAGGAAGUUAGCAUCGCCAAUGUUCCCUCCACAAAAAGACAAUAGGAUUUUUCCAUUGGGUUUUGGA
Molecule: messenger RNA, 5516 nt
Organism: Sebastes umbrosus (honeycomb rockfish)
Lineage: Eukaryota; Metazoa; Chordata; Actinopteri; Perciformes; Sebastidae
Product: paired amphipathic helix protein Sin3a-like
Exons: 21
Coding region: 506-4414 (1302 amino acids)
Biological process (GO): negative regulation of transcription by RNA polymerase II
Cellular component (GO): chromatin
Molecular function (GO): transcription corepressor activity
Source: RefSeq, a predicted model, not a curated record